AUGUCGGGGUCCGGUGGGGGUCCAUCUACGGCCACCAUGCAGGAUGUACAGCAGAUGAUCGCUAAGAAGGACGAGCUGGAAGCUGAGAUAAAGGCGUUCUAUGAGGUCCUGGAGGAUCAAAAGAAUAUUGGAAUGGAUGGACCGCUGGUGGACAUUGAUGGUUACCCGAGGGCAGAUGUAGACCUCUACCAAAUUCGGACAGCUCGGCAUAACAUUGUCUGUUUACAAAAUGAUCAUAAAGCCAUCAUGAAAGACAUUGAAGAGGCCUUGCACAACUUACAUGCACGGGACAAAGAAAAGAGACUGAAAGACGAAGCCGAGGCGCAGGCUGAAGCUCUACAACAUAACCUCGAUCUUCCUGUGCCCUUUGCUAGAGUCGACGCGGUCAGCCCAGGAUCUCCAGCUAGCAUGUCUGGACUGCAGGUUGGAGAUGAAAUUAUUGCAUUUGGCUCAGUAAACUCAAAAAACUUCCAGAAUUUACAGAAUAUUGCCACUGUAGUUCAGCACAGCGAGGGGAGACCCUUAAGUGUGACCGUUAUCAGGGAUGGAAAGUCUGUUCAUUUAGGAUUAACCCCACAGCGAUGGAGUGGAAAAGGACUUUUAGGG
Messenger RNA from Staurois parvus, 606 nucleotides. The record is from the annotation of a GenBank genome assembly. NCBI's taxonomy places the organism in Eukaryota, Metazoa, Chordata, Amphibia, Anura, Ranidae.